AUGCCACUCGAGCUGCUUCCACAAAACAUUCUUGCACGCAUUUUAGACCUUCUUCCUCAACAAGACCUCCUUUCUUUGGCACAAACCAACUACCAAUUCUACCAGCCGUGUUGCAGAAAGCUUUAUAAACGGUUAACUGUUCGAAUUGAACCUGUUUUACAGUCCACAUGUCAUCGUCAGAAUGACUUCAUUGAUGCCACCCAGACGGUAAUUUGUGGUUUUAGCAAUGCCAAACUAGCUCCUGGUCACCAUUACCGUAUGAUAGAUGCUAGGCUUCGGACACUUGUGGAAUCAAUAACUGUGAACCCUGAACUUGCAACCUAUAUUUCAGAGUUGAAUGUGACGACCGAUCUUCAAGACGAAGCUGUAAUUGAGUCCCUUCAGCUGUUGAUAGACAUAGUACAAAAGAUCGACCCUCAAAUAGGGACUUCCUCGAAGCCAUCGUUCCGCAAAUUGUAUGUUAAACUGGAAAAUGUCCGGACAAGACUUGCCGUGGAUUUUGCCAAAUGGAACAGCAUUGUGGUUGAUAAUUAUACUCAAUUGGCUGCCGCGGUCAACGCCAAGGAGGUUGUGUUUGCAUUAGCUUCAGAGCUGGCGAAAAAGACCCCAUGGACAGAUAAAAUAGGUUUGGUGCUCGCUCAGCUCGAGUCGAUCAUAAUUGAAGACGCCUCGACCCAGCGGUCCUUGGCGCAAAUGGCGGCUUCUACGGGUACCGUGUUUGCUCCUAAACAUGUUUCUGUCGUUCAUUAUCACGAUAUCGAUGGAAACAAGACUCCCACAUUGAACAUCAAGUGGUAUAAUGUGCAGAGUGCCCAGCUUAUUUUGGGAUGUGAUAACAAGGCAUGCAACCAAGAUUGCCUCUCUGAGUUCUUGGGUCUUAUUCCUCCAACGGCGCCGAUUUCUUCGAUUGCAAUCCGACAAUUGAACAAACAAAAGCACACUUAUGUGCAUAAAUUCUGCGAGAAUUUUGACCUAAUAACAUUUUCAUUUCUUCGUCAGUUCUCGCGGUUAUGGUACGUUUCCAUCCGCCAUAGCCCUCCCGAAAACGGAAUCUUGGAAGACGGCUUGGAAGGGAACUACCUUCGUCGGCGUAAGUUGUUCACCGAAACUCUUCCCGAUGCAAUCAGGCAUGUCAAAAAAGGCAAUGCUAGCACAGUUUUCGCUGUCCACCCCAUCAUAGUGUUCCCCAAUCUUCUCCAUCUGUUUGCGUGCUAUGAGCAAGCCAUGAACAAUUUAUUGUGGAACGGGUGCAAAUGUGAACAUUGUACUCCCACGCUUGAAUUGUUGGAUGAGUUUCUUAUGCUGCACCAGUAUUACAACUCCCAGCUCGGCCGUCUUAAAGACUUGACUACCAGCCAGUUGAUGUCGGCUAUAGCAGGCAAGCUCAGCGAAAGAAUGAAUCCUGGCGGAACUGACUUGGAUAUCGAUAACUUUCCUCUUUGCAAGAUUGAAUGGGAUCUCCACACUGUACCUGGAUGGGGACCUUUCCGUUGUCUUGGGCAUCAUGUCUACGAAGGAGCCGAGUACGAUGAAGACGAGGUGGAAUCGAAGCACCAAGUCGAGUGCAAGUUUAAAAAUUCUAACAUAUUACCGUUAUCUGCCAUUGCCAAAUCGAUUUCACAUUACUGGGAAAACGUGGUGAGAAGAAUGAUAUUUUUGAACCGAGGAGACGCCGAGGACAUAGAAAUCGGCAAGGCUGACGAGCUUAAUGACGGAGGAACCGACUAUGGCGGGGCACCUGUUCUUGGAAAAAUUGGGUUAAAUGGAGUGGUUUUCAACUUGGGAAAGGAGUUGAAUGGAACCAACUUUAGUCAGAACAUCUACGAUACAUAA
This is a messenger RNA of Meyerozyma guilliermondii ATCC 6260, 1833 nucleotides long. RefSeq lists its product as uncharacterized. The transcript has a single exon. Gene Ontology annotation, molecular function: protein binding. The record is from RefSeq and is a predicted model, not a curated record. Bases 1 to 1833 code for a protein of 610 amino acids. NCBI's taxonomy places the organism in Eukaryota, Fungi, Ascomycota, Pichiomycetes, Serinales, Debaryomycetaceae.